This is a messenger RNA of Fraxinus pennsylvanica, 546 nucleotides long. Lineage: Eukaryota; Viridiplantae; Streptophyta; Magnoliopsida; Lamiales; Oleaceae. The record is from the annotation of a GenBank genome assembly.
AUGAGUGACCAUGUCCCAAGCUCUUCUCCGUGGGAACAAUACUACCAAGAACCAAUAUUAAUUGAUGACUUUUUCAUGCCUUGUCCCGAAUUUUCCGAUGCAACGAUGGUGUCAACUACUAAUUUCGAUAUAAACGAAAACCUAUUCAACCCUGAUUACAGUGUAGUGGUUACAAGUAACAGCCCAGAAAAUUCAAGUUCAACAGCUGGGAGUGAUUUGAAGACGAAAACCAGUCCGGGGACUCCAAAACGGAGGCGGUCCAGAGCUUCGAGGCUAACUCCGACGACUUAUCUGAAUGCCCACAUAACAAAUUUUAGAUCCCUAGUGCAAAAACACACCGGUUGCAGCCACACUCAGAGAGGGCCGAUCACUUUGUGUUUUGGAUCCUCCUCAUCAUCAGCUACUGAUCAUCAGCAGCUCAAUGGUCUAAUUUCCACAAGAAAUAAUCCAUUGGAGUUCGUUUCUGGCCGGAGUUAUAAGGCGCAAGAUCAGCAAUAUUUUUACAACAACCAGCAUCAACAGUUCCAGCGCCAAGAUCCCUUUUAA